AUGGGGGCUGCUAGGGGUAAAAACUGGCAGCAGAUGAAAAGAUUGGCUGAGGAUCGUGGCGAGUGGAGACGCUGGGCCGAGGAAUCUUCAAACCACCCUACGCUCACAUACAAGAAACACAAUGUAUUUCUAUUAGCUGACGAGGUUGAUAGAGUGGAAAUAGCUAAUGAUAUUCUUGAAGUACUUGAAGAACCUAGAACAAUUCUAAAUCCUGAUAACUUCACAAGCACAGAAGGACUCUUCUUGUUUUUUGGGAAAAAGGGAUACUCAUACGUGGAUGUUCUACACAAGAUGAAGAUUAAUUACAGAUCGCAGUUCUUGAUUGUCUGGACUCAACCAGAUGCAAGACUUGUUGAGGUUCAGCAAACGUUCGAUGAUUUUUGGGCGUUUGAGAUUGUCAAGGUGGCAUCGUUGGUGGAAAUGAAAUAUGGGAGUAUAUAUUUGUACACCUAUCACCCUUACACUGCAACCAGAUGCUCAGAUACUGGGCCUCCAAUAUUCCUGGACUCUUGGGACACCAAAACAAAAUCGUUUGUCAAGAAAGCUGACAUAUUUGCAUCUAAAAAAGUUUCCAACCUUCAGAAAUGUAAUCUGCUCUGCUCUGGAACUCACAAUCCACCUGAUUCGAUAGUUAUCAAAAAUGGGGAGAACGACUAUGAGUUCGGUGGAAUUGGUGGCAUGAUUUUCAAGUUUACCGCCAAUCACUUGAAUUUCACUCCAGUUGUGACACGGAUCAGUGAUACUACAAACAGUUAUGAAGGUGCAUACUCCAACGACACAUCAGUUCUGGGGAAGGAUAUCCUGUCGCGGAAAAUUGACAUUGGGUUUGGAAAAUUUUCAACAGCAUCUGACAUGAGUGACGGCAUCAGUUUUGCAAAAGAACUGGAGAUGGAUUGCUUCACAUGGGCUGUUCCGUGGAGAGCUGGAGAGUCGCCUCCAGUUUGGAAGAAAUAUGUGGAUGAGUUCUACUCAGAAGUGUGGAUCCUGAUAUUUGUGUCAUUACAGGAAACACUUCAAGGAUACAACAUUCCUGAUGAUUUUGUGUUCUCCACGUUUCUGGGCUCAGCAAUUAAAAUUAUCACACGCAGCACCCCUACAAGAAGCUUCCUAUCUUUCUGGCUGCUGUAUAGUUUCGUGAUUGUUACAGCAUACCAGGCAGCUUUGGGGAGUAUUGUGACGAUCCCUGCAGAAAUCCUGAACCUCGACUCAGUGACUGAUGUUCUCAACUCAAAGUUCAGCAUCACUGGAAGUCCUCAGAUGUACUACGUCCUCAACUCUUCAUCCUCAACCAAUCCGAACAUCAGGGAACUUGUGAAGAGGUUUGAGGUUUUGCCACCAGGGGAUUUUCUUCCAGUUAUGAAACGAGUUGUCACUGACAGAGACGUUGCAGUGUUUGCUGAGAAACGAUUCUUACUGUACUCCAACACACAGUUGAAAGAUCUGAAUGUGACAGGAUCUGCACAUGUCAUGCCCGAAUGCCUCAUAAAACUACCAUCCUCACCAAUGCUGCUGAGAAGCGGAUCUCCUUACCAGAUUCCAAUAGAUACAACUAUCACAAGAUUGUUGGAGUCUGGCAUCAUUGCUCAUUGGUCAGCUCUAGAUCAUUCUCUGGAGAAUCGCUCGGGUCGCUCUGCUUUUUCUGAGUUGGAUUUCAUCACAUUGAGAGGUGCAUUCAGCGUAUGGCUCUUUGGCAACAGCUUGGCUUUUCUGUGUUUCUUAUUUGAGGUUUUCACUGAGAAAUGGUUCAAGAAAUAUGAAGUGGUUGACAUAAGAGUUGGAGCCAAUCAACUACCAUUUAUAAAUUGA
This is a messenger RNA of Nilaparvata lugens (brown planthopper), 1806 nucleotides long. RefSeq lists its product as uncharacterized. Lineage: Eukaryota; Metazoa; Arthropoda; Insecta; Hemiptera; Delphacidae. Bases 1 to 1806 code for a protein of 601 amino acids. The record is from RefSeq and is a predicted model, not a curated record. The transcript is spliced from 3 exons.